Messenger RNA from Tupaia belangeri chinensis (Chinese tree shrew), 4145 nucleotides. It is a transcript of the gene EBF1, whose product is annotated as EBF transcription factor 1. Lineage: Eukaryota; Metazoa; Chordata; Mammalia; Scandentia; Tupaiidae. Gene Ontology annotation, biological process: regulation of DNA-templated transcription. The record is from RefSeq and is a predicted model, not a curated record. Bases 136 to 1935 code for a protein of 599 amino acids. The transcript is spliced from 17 exons. Gene Ontology annotation, molecular function: DNA-binding transcription factor activity; DNA binding.
UUUUGGUCACCCCAGCAUCUCCCGUUUGGCAGCUCAACUCGCCUAUCCUCUCCAACUUUGCCAUAAGUAAAGGGCCUACUCCUCCCAUUCCCGCCAAAUCUUCACGGGGAAAGCAUCCAACGGAGUGGAAGCAGCAUGAAGGAAGAGCCGCUGGGCAGCGGCAUGAACGCGGUGCGGACGUGGAUGCAGGGCGCCGGGGUGCUGGACGCCAACACGGCGGCGCAGAGCGGGGUGGGUCUGGCCCGGGCUCACUUUGAGAAGCAGCCGCCUUCCAAUCUGCGAAAAUCCAACUUCUUCCACUUCGUCCUGGCCCUCUACGACAGACAGGGCCAGCCCGUGGAGACAGAGAGGACAGCGUUUGUGGGGUUCGUGGAGAAAGAAAAAGAAGCCAACAGCGAAAAGACCAAUAACGGGAUCCACUACCGGCUCCAGCUUCUCUACAGCAACGGCAUAAGGACAGAGCAGGAUUUCUAUGUGCGCCUCAUUGACUCCAUGACAAAACAAGCCAUAGUGUACGAAGGCCAAGACAAGAACCCAGAGAUGUGCCGAGUCUUGCUCACACACGAGAUCAUGUGCAGCCGCUGUUGUGACAAGAAAAGCUGUGGCAACCGAAAUGAGACUCCCUCAGAUCCAGUCAUAAUUGACAGGUUCUUCUUGAAAUUUUUUCUCAAAUGUAACCAAAAUUGCCUAAAGAAUGCAGGAAACCCACGUGACAUGCGGAGAUUCCAGGUCGUGGUAUCUACAACAGUCAACGUGGAUGGCCAUGUCCUGGCAGUCUCUGAUAAUAUGUUUGUCCAUAAUAACUCCAAGCACGGGCGGAGGGCUCGGAGGCUUGACCCCUCGGAAGGUACGCCCUCUUAUCUGGAACAUGCAGCUGCUCCCUGUAUCAAAGCCAUCAGCCCGAGUGAAGGAUGGACGACAGGAGGCGCGACUGUGAUCAUCAUAGGGGACAAUUUCUUUGAUGGGUUACAGGUCAUCUUCGGUACCAUGCUGGUCUGGAGUGAGUUGAUUACUCCUCAUGCCAUCCGUGUGCAGACCCCUCCUCGGCACAUCCCUGGGGUUGUGGAAGUCACUCUGUCCUACAAAUCCAAGCAGUUCUGCAAAGGGACACCAGGCAGAUUCAUUUACACAGCCCUCAAUGAGCCCACCAUUGAUUAUGGUUUCCAGAGGUUACAGAAGGUCAUUCCCCGGCACCCUGGUGACCCUGAGCGUUUGCCAAAGGAAGUAAUCCUCAAAAGGGCUGCAGAUCUGGUAGAAGCCCUGUAUGGGAUGCCACACAACAACCAGGAAAUUAUUCUGAAGAGAGCAGCUGACAUCGCAGAGGCCCUGUACAGCGUCCCCCGCAACCACAACCAGCUCCCAGCCCUCGCUAACACCUCGGUUCAUGCAGGGAUGAUGGGCGUGAAUUCCUUCAGUGGACAGCUGGCCGUGAACGUCUCCGAGGCAUCACAAGCCACCAAUCAGGGUUUCACCCGUAACUCAAGCAGCGUAUCACCACAUGGGUACGUGCCGAGCACCACCCCUCAGCAGACCAACUAUAACUCCGUCACCACGAGCAUGAAUGGAUACGGCUCUGCCGCCAUGUCCAAUUUGGGUGGCUCCCCAACCUUCCUCAAUGGCUCAGCUGCCAACUCGCCCUAUGCCAUCGUGCCAUCUAGCCCUACCAUGGCCUCCUCCACAAGCCUCCCCUCCAACUGCAGCAGCUCCUCGGGCAUCUUCUCCUUCUCACCAGCCAACAUGGUGUCAGCCGUGAAACAGAAGAGUGCUUUCGCACCCGUUGUCAGACCCCAGACCUCGCCGCCUCCCACCUGCACCAGCACCAAUGGGAACAGCCUGCAAGUGAGAAGUUUGGACGCAAAACCACUGACUUCUAUCUUCUCUUUCCAUAGCGAUAUCUGGCAUGAUUGUUCCGCCCAUGUGAAAGAAUUGCCUUGAAGAAUUUUAUUAAUGAAGAGGUUGGAUUCUGCUCCAGAGAGUAAUCUGAUACAAGUCCCAGAGUGGAACUUUUAACUCAGGCCUUUUUAAGAGGAAUCACAAUAACUGCAGAUUUUUAAACGAACAAAAUCACCGACCUUGCAAAUACUGAAAUUGGAGGGGGUCUGCAAGUGCAGGGUGUUGGUUCAAGUUGUGCCUCCCAAGUAUUUGGGGGAUAUAUUUAUUCUGUAUUGAUAAAGCGAAUCCACUUUUUCUUCUUUCUUUUCUUUUCUUUUCUUUUUUUUUAAAGCUUAACUCUGCGAUCAUUUGUCUUUUAUAAACCGUAAAGCUAUAUACAAGGGACACUAUAAAUAAGACUCCAUGUUUUAAUUUAUGAUGUUUUUAAAGCUGUGUAAAGGGAGAAUGAAGUGGUGAUAUUUACAGAAAAGUUAAAAAAGAAAAAAAGAAAAAAAAAAAAAGCUUGUAUGGGACAGAAUAGGAAUGCCAGUUAGAUUUUUUAGAAAACUAAGGGUCGGCUUUUGCGCCUUAAAGCAUAUCAAAUGGUAGUUAGCUCAGACCGUGCAUUUUCAAUAUCUAACUUAACAUGCCAUCCCUUAGCAGUGCAAGCUUAUUUAUCUCUUUUGUAUUAUUGUCUUAAGUAACUGUGUAAAUAAAUGCAGCCUGGAAAGUGAAAAAGCGAUGUAAGUGAUCACAUUUUUUCCUUCCUUCUCAAAAAUCCAGUGCCUCUAGACAGAUUGUUAAAACUGCAUAUUGAAACCCGAUACCAUUCUCUUUUACUUUUGUCAACUUCUGAAGUCAGUGGCCUCUCCAGAGAGCUUGGUUGCACCCAAACUCUGUGAGAAUCUCCUUUGAGACUUAUGGAACAGGGUCCAGGUACAGAACGUCACACAAUGCCCUCGGGUUAUCCAGCCAAAAUCUCACACUCGGCCCUUUACAAGUUUAAGUUUACUCAUCUUAGAUACUGACUUUGGCCCAAUAACCCCAAACUCUGACAAAAGCAACAUGGCAGGUAUUUCAAUUUCCCCAUUCAAGAUAGCGCCUCUCUCUCUCUGUCGACCCUUGCUAUUUGUAACAUAAUAGAUUAAUACAACAGGUUAAGUGCUUUGGAAUUAAGACUAAAAGGAAACUGGGGGAAAGGAAAAGAAGGUUGAGACUUCCACAACAUAGUUUUCUGUUGAAUAGGAAUUUUUGCUCUCAUCUGGGAAGUGUUCUUAAAAAAUCAGAAUUAAUAGCAAAGAUGCAGCAAAGUUCUGAGGAUGCAUUUGCCUGAUAUAUUUUUUUCUUUGCUGUUGUGUUUUUGUAUGUAGUUAUAAAUACUGUAGAUUUUUUGUGAUUUUUUGCCAAAGUUGUUGUUCUAUUUAUACAUUUUAAUGUCUUAAGACAGUUUUUCAAUAUCACAAAAAGAUUUUACCGCAUAUUUUGCAAAGAAAAAAGCUCACUACCUUUGGCUUGCACAUACUUGCAAAGUUAAUUAAAAAGGCUUUUUGUUUUAAAGGGGAUUUUGUAAAAUAUCCGUAUAAAUAAUGUAUUUAUCUUUGGGAUUUGUACAUUGCUUUUCUCUUUUUCCUCUUCCUCCAACCCCCAAUUAUUUUAUUGUGUAUGUUUGCUAUGUGAAAAGUGCGUAUUUGUUUGGUCACCUACGGUUGUAUUAGCUGUUUCAAUGUGAUCUUAAACAUUUCAUUUAUAGUUAUUUUUAGUAUUGUUUUAAACCAUGCUUCAAUUUUUUUUUUAAAUUUUCACCCAAAAGCCAUUGUCUAUUUUUGUAUUAUUUGUAAGUUAAGAUGUUUUUUCCAAUAUAUGGCAAAAAAAAACAAAAAAAAAAAAACAAAAAAAAACCAGUAGCAUAUUAUUCUUGUAGUAUUUAGUUCUGUAGACUUAAAAAAAAAUGUAUCCUUUGCUUUGGAAGCUUACAAAAAACCUAAUGCUGUUUUACUCUAUUAAUAUGCAUGGUAUCUCUCCCUUUGGAGUGACGCAUUUUGUGCAUUAAAUUCGGGGGGAGAAACUUCAUAGAAAUCAAUGAACAUACUUUCUUUCUUAAGUCUGCUUGUAUAUUUCCUCUGUCUUUCACAUAAAUAUAAACCAGCAGAUUGGAUGCCUUAACAAUGCAAAUCAUAUUCAUUUCACUUGUACAUUGUAACUGUGCACCAGAACUGUCAGUCAUCACUAACAUUCUAAGAAAAAAAGAAAAAGAAAAAAGAAAAAAAAAAAAA